UUAGCCCUCCACUCCAAAAGUCCCUAAAGUCACGUACCCUUCUCUUCUCUUCUCCUCUCCAUUUGCUUUCUUCCAUUGCUAAGACCAAAAAGACCAGCCCUCCACAAGUCUUUCUCCCUAAAGUCACGAUACCAUUCUCUUCUCCACUCCCUUUGCUUUCUUCCAUUGCUAAGACCAAAAAGACUAGCCCUCCACCCCAUUUCUUUCUUCCUCUGUUAAGACCAAAAAGACCAGUCACAGUCAAUACAUUUCUCUUUUCCUUCUUCUUCUUCUUGUUUUCUUCAUCAACGACCAAUCCCCCCCUUCCCCUAUUUGUAGUAAGACUAAAAAAACUCUUAUCUUCUUUUCAUUCUUCUUCAUUCUCCAUUAAUAUUUUUGGGAUUUUGUUCUUCAUUCUCUUAUUUGCAAUAAUUAUUCUUCCAUAAUUGUAAUGGAAUCAACCAAUGAUGUAUUAACUACAGUUCCCACACCAUCAAACGAAUGUGAACAAAUGCCCAGAACUGUAUUAACGACAGAGCUUCCUUGUAUACCCCGUGUCAUUACUACUAAUACAGUUGCAAAAUCUAAAGUUACCAUCAGAUCUCCGCUGAGUGUAAUAGACCAAAUAAAAGAUUGGCUUUCAAAUUCUGACAAUGUCGUUUUUAAACAUUACACCCAGUUGGGUCGUUUGUUGGACCUCGACACUCGAGGCUCUUUCCCUGGCACUUUAGCAAACCAGGUAGUUUUGAGGAUGGUAGAUUGCCAAAAGAGGCAUGAGUUAUGGUUUUUUAUUAAUGGCAAACCUAUGAGGUUUUAUCUCCAAGAGUUUUCAAUAGUAUCUGGAUUGUACACUGGUGGUGGACCAACACCUGAAGAAAUGAAGGUUGUUUCUUUUGAGAACAAUUUAAAUAAAAAGUACUUCAAUGACAAGAUGUCUAUUAAAAUAGAGGACAUAGCUAGUGCUCUAGAUAGCAUAUCGAAAGAAUGUAGGACUAAGGACAGAGUGAAGUUGUGCUUUAUCUAUUUGCUCAACGCAUUUAUAAUAAUGUCAAGUCCUGGUUCGAUAGUAGAUCUUAAAUGGCUACAACUAGUGGACAAGCUAGAUAUAUUUGACAAAUAUUGUUGGGGGAAGCUGGCAUAUGAGAAACUAAUAGAGCAAAUCAAGAAAAAAUAUAUGAAGAAUAAUCCCACUGAGAAGGAGAUUAAGUGGAACUUCUUUAGUUAUCCUUGGAUAUUUCUGAUAUGGAUUUGUGAAGCAAUGCCAAAGUUGGGCGACAUGGUAGGACAAAGAAUCCCAAUAUUCUUCGAUGGCUUGGUUGGAAAAUAAAUAAUAAGCAUAAACUCACAGUUACAAGAAUAUCAAAAGUAAUAGAAAAUGAUGUUGAGGUAUUUAUCCACAUACAAAAUUAUUUAUUGUCUUGUAUUAAAAAAAUAUGAUCAAGGCAACUUAUGUUAGUUUUUUUUUUUUUUUGUGUAUUAGUUUUUUGUGCGACCUACAUUAGCUCCAACUUCAAAGGAGAAGACAUAACUUUUUUAUGAAAGGCUUGGUUGCUACAAGGACAAUGAAGAUGACGUAAUUGAUCAUAUUUCUUCAUUUUUAGUGGGUGAUGUCAUUUUACGUGAUCCACAAUGUUCUGCGCCACAUGUGGAGCCUCCAUCUUUGGGUGUGGAGCCUCCAUCUUCGAAUGUGGAGCCUUCCCAAUUCACUCCAAUUAGUCAAAUAUCAUAUUUGCAUCCAUCUUCACUGCCUCCCUCUUCUUAUGAUGCUCGUAGUGAGUUAUUGGAAUCAGUGAAGCGUUUGAUAGCCGACCAAGAAAAGUUGCACAAUGCAAGAUAUGAGGAGAUUGAACGUAUAAAUAAAGAAAGGAACGACGCAAUAAUGACAACCAUCGCCGACCAUGCUUACUUGAAUAGAGUGAGGCAUGAGACACUAUUAGAAAGAUUUGAUGUUUUGAUUGAUAUCUUUCGACCUAUAGCUGCGUAACUUUCUGGAGCUGGAGGAGAAAAGACUCCAAAAG
Molecule: messenger RNA, 1997 nt
Organism: Humulus lupulus (European hop)
Lineage: Eukaryota; Viridiplantae; Streptophyta; Magnoliopsida; Rosales; Cannabaceae
Exons: 3
Coding region: 431-1306 (291 amino acids)
Source: RefSeq, a predicted model, not a curated record